This is a messenger RNA of Moneuplotes crassus, 624 nucleotides long. The record is from the annotation of a GenBank genome assembly. NCBI's taxonomy places the organism in Eukaryota, Ciliophora, Spirotrichea, Euplotida, Euplotidae.
AUGUCUAAGUCAAUUCAGGGCUGGAUUUUAAAGCACAAGGGAUUUGUCAACUUUAUUAAUCAUAAUCUUGCUGAGAGAAAAGGAGUCAUUGGAGGAAUCUUCAAAAGACUUAAAGUAGGACCAAGACAAAUGGGCAGACACACUCUCCCAUCUGCUAUCAAGUUCUUCAACCAUUACCUAGUUUUUACUUAUGGAGUUUUGGGUGCAUGUAGACCUGUUAUGUCAAGGUUCAUUGGAUCAUCUCAUGGACCUCUGAAUUAUACAGGAUUAAUGAUGUGGUUCCUCAUGACCGGAGCAAUUCUUAACAGGAUGAGAUUCCAAAGAAGUAGAGAUGUUUUCCAAUUCAACUCUGAAGAUGGAGCUGAAUAUUGGUACAGAGCUCUCAACAUGCUUUUCCCACCAAGCUACUUAAACAACAAGCUGUCAGCACAUUACAUUGAAAUCAACCAAAUCUAUACUACUGAAAUGUUUAAGAGAUACAGAAAAGCAAGACAAGAAAUUUUAGAAGAAAGAGAGAGCGCAAGUGAUAAAGAGAAGAGAACAAGAUUCAUCACCAAUCCCAAUUAUGUUUAUGAGCCACUUGGCAAAGAUACCAAUCUUGUCAGAGAGGUUGUUUUCAAAUAA